Messenger RNA from Hyaena hyaena (striped hyena), 3071 nucleotides. It is a transcript of the gene TAB1, whose product is annotated as TGF-beta activated kinase 1 (MAP3K7) binding protein 1. Lineage: Eukaryota; Metazoa; Chordata; Mammalia; Carnivora; Hyaenidae. The record is from RefSeq and is a predicted model, not a curated record. Gene Ontology annotation, molecular function: protein serine/threonine phosphatase activity. The coding region runs from base 40 to 1548 and encodes 502 amino acids. Gene Ontology annotation, biological process: protein dephosphorylation. Gene Ontology annotation, cellular component: cytosol. The transcript is spliced from 11 exons.
CUGCUGGGAGGCGGGCACACCCGCGGGGGUCCCUCCAAGAUGGCGGCGCAGAGGAGGAGCCUGCUGCAGAGUGAGCAGCAGCCCAGCUGGACAGACGACCUGCCGCUCUGCCACCUCUCUGGGGUCGGGUCAGCCUCCAACCGCAGCUACUCUGCUGAUGGCAAGAGCACCGAGAGCCACCCGCCAGAGGACAGCUGGCUCAAGUUCAGGAGUGAGAACAACUGCUUCCUGUACGGGGUCUUCAACGGCUAUGACGGCAACCGGGUGACCAGCUUCGUGGCCCAGCGGCUGUCUGCAGAGCUCCUGCUGGGCCAGCUCAGCGCGGAGCACACCGAGGCGGACGUGCGGCGUGUGCUGCUGCAGGCCUUCGAUGUGGUGGAGAGGAGCUUCCUGGAGUCCAUCGAUGACACAUUGGCUGAGAAGGCGAGCCUCCAGUCCCAGCUGCCGGAGGGUGUCCCUCAGCACCAGCUGCUUCCUCAGUACCAGAAGAUCCUCGAAAGACUCAAGGUGCUGGAGCGGGAGAUUUCGGGAGGAGCCAUGGCCGUCGUGGCGGUCCUUCUCAACAACAAGCUCUACGUCGCCAAUGUCGGUACGAACCGUGCCCUCUUAUGCAAAUCCACGGUGGAUGGGCUGCAGGUGACCCAGCUGAACGUGGACCACACCACGGAGAACGAAGACGAGCUCUUCCGCCUCUCUCAGCUGGGUCUGGAUGCAGGAAAGAUCAAGCAAGUGGGGGUCAUCUGCGGGCAGGAGAGCACCAGGCGCAUCGGGGAUUACAAGGUCAAGUAUGGCUACACUGACGUCGACCUACUGAGCGCUGCCAAGUCCAAGCCUAUCAUCGCGGAGCCUGAGAUCCACGGCGCACAGCCCCUGGAGGGGGUGACCGGCUUCCUGGUGCUGAUGUCCGAGGGGCUGUACAAGGCCCUGGAGGCGGCCCACGGGCCUGGGCAGGCCAACCAGGAGAUCGCCGCCAUGAUCGACACCGAGUUCGCCAAGCAGACCUCCCUGGAUGCGGUGGCCCAGGCCGUGGUGGACCGGGUGAAGCGCAUCCACAGCGACACCUUCGCCAGCGGCGGUGAGCGGGCCAAGUUCUGCCCCAGGCACGAGGACAUGACCUUGCUGGUGAGGAACUUCGGCUACCCGCUGGGCGAGAUGAGCCAGCCCGCGGCGUCCCCGGCCCCAGGAGGACGCGUGUACCCCGUGUCCGUGCCGUACUCCAGCGCCCAGAGCACCAGCAAGACCAGCGUCACCCUCUCCCUCGUCAUGCCCUCCCAGGGCCAGCUGGUCAACGGGGCCCACAGCGCCUCCACCCUGGACGAGGCCACCCCCACCCUCACCAACCAGAGCCCGACCCUGACCCUGCAGUCCACCAGCACGCACACCCAGAGCAGCAGCUCGAGCUCAGACGGGGGCCUCUUCCGCUCCCGGCCUGCCCACUCGCUCCCGCCCGGCGAGGACGGCCGGGUCGAGCCCUACGUGGACUUUGCUGAGUUUUACCGCCUCUGGAGCGUGGACCACGGCGAGCAGAGCGUGAUGACGGCACCGUAGCCCUGACUGGGGAGUGGGGCCCUGAGCAGGACCUUGCAUGGGGACGAGGGGGUCCGGCUCUGGGGCGGGGUGGUCCCUUUCCUGCCACUCGCCUGUGCCGCGGGAGCCAAUGAGUGCCCAGUCCUGAGCCCGCACUGGACUCUCGGCCCACAGUGCUUGGUGCUGCGGAGAACAUUCUCUCAGGGAGCACCAGUGCAGACUUGUCACCGCACAGGGCCCGGAGGCCACUCCCUCGGGCAGGCUCAGCCAGGACCCUCACGGUCUCAGAAGCACGGCUCGGCGCAGGAGCCACGCUGGCCGGUGAGCCUGCCACUCGGGGGAAGUGCGGGAGUUCUCUGUGACCGUGCACGCCAUGAGCCCAGCAGCCUCGGCUUUCUCAAGGCCACCACCUCCCCCUGGAAGAGCCGGUAACCACUGCGAAUGUCCCCUCACCACUGGGCGGUAGUUCCCCCCUUCUCCAGCAUCCAGCGCAGGGCCCUGGUUGGCAUCCGUACCUUCCAAGUCUGCCUGCAUCCCCAGGCCUGCCCGGGGGGUGGGGGGCAGUUCUCAGGGGCAAAUGUUCACGGAGACAUGGGAAGCGUCAGGAGCUUGGGGUGGCUGCACAGGGCAGGUCAAGUGGAAAGGAAUGAAAGGGAACAUUCUGGAGCCCCGGAGGGGCAGGCUGGGCAGGGCUUCAGGAUGCACCCAGACCGAGGAGGACAGGGGCCGCUCUUGUCAGGCCCCUCCAGGCACAGGGAGGCCCUGAAUCGGGGUGAGCUGGCCCUGCUCUGUCUUUCUCUUACCGGCGCUGAGGAAGACCCCAGGCUGGGGAGCCGCUAAAAUUAGCCAUCUUUACCACUGACCAGUCUCUAGCGGCUGUAAGGAAAAAACAGCUCGGGAGUCAGGCCUGAGGGCUCAUUUGAAAGAACGGGGAAGCACGUCCAGAAGGGAAGAGGUUUGGAUACCAGCUGCCGUGGGUGACCCAGGGCUUCAGAGCCACGCGCCGCUUUUACAGACACUAAGUGACAGGCCCAGGCCCUGCAACCACUUCACACGUAUCCUCUGCUGUUGGUGGGCAGAGGCUGCUGCCAAGCUCCUGGGCCUGGAAGGCCACUCCCGCUGGCGGAAGAGGCAGGAGGCUCGCCACUCCCCGGCUCCCGCAGCCGGUGACCACUGAGACCUUUUCCCUGGACUCCUCCUGCCCUGGCACUCAGGGGGGUCAGGGGCCAGUGCCGAGGCCCUGCUCACUCUGCGGGGCAGGGGGGCGCUCCCCUGCGGGCCCGGUGUGCUGCGCUCGGGGGCAGGGGGCAGUUUCCGAGGGGGCCGUGCCCUAGAGGACCAGCGCCUCUCUGCGGGGACCCUGACCUAAGCCGUCUCUGUCCCGCAGGUGGGCAGGUUUAAAGUCUGUCACGAGGGCUUGUGAACAAAGGGCAUUCUUUUCUUGUCAGGCUUCUCGGAAUGGCUCUGUGAUGCUGUUUGGUCUCUAGAAAUAGAAUCCCUCUUUUACCGAAAUAAAGGAAGAAGUACCGGUGGUCUUACCCAAA